CAACGAUCAUGUUGCAAAAUAAACAAUCAGAUUCGGGCCCCCGUCAGAACAAAUUUACUUAGUUAUUUUAUUACUUGUGUCAACAUUUUAGAUCGAUAUUAUAAGAUUAUUUACUGAUCGGGAGUACGUAGCAUGUUUUUUUGAUAUAUUUUUUACUUGAGAGUGAGUGAAAAUGGUGUUGUUACCACCGUGCGCCCCUGAACUUUGCGGGAAGGAUUUCCGACAUACUUUGAAGAAGCCGAGCCCAAACUAUCCUUAUGGAUACAAGACGAAGACACCCAGGGUUGUACCUGCAUUUACUAUACAAGCCAUGCAGAAGAACACCAAGGUUCUUCCUCCACCAAAAUGUGGUGUGUUCGAUCCUUUGCCACCACGACCUACUUUGUUCAGGAAGUGUUACCAACGGGGGGAAUUUCCAGUCUGUAUCGAGUUUACAAACUUUGGCAAGCGGUUGUCAUGGAAGGUGCCGAUAGAAAAGCUGGACUUCCACCAUUACCUGCCAAUGUUCUUCGACGGUCUCGCCGAGGCUUCAUACCCAUACACCUUCAUCGUGGAGAGAGGAAUCAACGACCUGAUCACCAAGGGAUCCUACAAGGUCCUGCCCGUGGUACCACAACUUAUCAUACCAAUUAAAAAUGCGCUAGCGACGAAGCGACCCUCGGUAAUCUGUCACGCACUCAGGUGCAUUCAAAUGCUGGUGUCUGGCUGUGAGAAGGUGGGAGAGGCUCUCGUACCCUAUUACCGGCAGAUACUGCCGACAUUGAACCUGUUCAAGGACAGAAACCGUAACAUUGGAUCUGGCAUCGACCACACGACGACGCGUGGAGAGAAUGUCGCAGAUCUCAUUGAGAGUACGUUGCAAAUGCUGGAGAGAUACGGAGGCCCUGAUGCGUUCAUCAAUAUAAAGUAUAUGAUCCCGACAUAUGAAUCAAGUGUUCUUAACUAAUUUUACAACGUAGAUUGCACUUAUUAGCAAAUGUGAUUUUUUAAAUUAGUUAUUGUUAUUAUCGCCAAUUUUGAUCAUGACCUAGUGAUAUUAUUUUAAUAUUAUUAGCUUUAUUUAAAUCGAUUAUGACUUUUAACGCAAUUUUUUUUGCAGCGUUUUAUAUGUAGACGCUAAAGGUAAUCAGGUACUUGAAUAUUAUGAAGUUUUUUAUGAUAGUGUAUUAAGAUUUUUUAUAGUAUCAAAUUUUGUAUGUGUCUGUGAGUAGAUUGUACGCGUGUUAUUGACUUAGAAGUUGUAUUGUCUUAUGUAGUCAAGUUCUUGUUUACGUGUGGUUAAAAGACAAAGGAGCGGUGUGUCGUGACCAAAUUCAAAUACCACGCGUAUUCAAUUAAUGUUCACCAUAUUUUAGCUUGAACAUAAAACAAUAUACAAUUGUAUCGGUGUGUUUAUGAACUUAGAAUAAUGGCCACGCCUAUUGAAUUAAGUGUUAUUCUAAAUACUCACUAUUGUGUUUAGUGAAAUUCUAUUGAAUUGUUAAUUUUUGCAAUUAUGUUUAUUGCGGCCUUGGUAAGUCUCAGUUGGUUUUGUUCAAGUUUAUAUUACGUUAUAAUAUUAAGUUUGGUGUAAUAAAUUUUUGGAGUGAUA
Messenger RNA from Spodoptera frugiperda (fall armyworm), 1591 nucleotides. Its product is annotated as parkin coregulated gene protein homolog. The record is from RefSeq and is a predicted model, not a curated record. Gene Ontology annotation, molecular function: Hsp90 protein binding; Hsp70 protein binding. The transcript is spliced from 5 exons. Bases 173 to 946 code for a protein of 257 amino acids. NCBI's taxonomy places the organism in Eukaryota, Metazoa, Arthropoda, Insecta, Lepidoptera, Noctuidae.